UCCCACUCCAUUCGCUCCGCCCAACCACUUGCCCCAUCUCCCCUGGAUUUGGGCCCCACCCACCUCUUCUGCUCUUCUAAACUUCCACCGCUAGACUAGAGUGGACCACCCAAACUGUAAUCACACUCCCAUUCAUGGCGCUUCUCUCUAAUGGGCUCUCGAUUCUCGCUAUCCCCCCGCCGUCUCGCCCCUCCAACCACCGCCACCUGCAUUUCACCACUUCCGUUUUCCCUGCUAGACCUUUCUCCGGAAAUGCCAAACUUUUAUUCAAAUCAUCCAACUCCCGGAUCAAAAGCUUUCCGCAGGAUGGUGUACAGAGCUCUGACAAUGUCAAACCAGAAGUUAUGCCAGAGGAUCAAAAUACAGCUUCUGAUAUUGCUAUAGGAAGUUUAGAAAACAAAACUGCUGAUAGUGAAAGUGCAUUUCUGUCAAAAUUAGGAAUACUUCUGGGAAUAGCUGCUGCGAUUACAUUGGUAUCAGUUGGUAUAAAGUCACCAAGUCAGGGGACAUCACAUGGAAUUCAAUUUUUGCUAGAUGGCUCGUCCUCUUCCACUUUGGCUGCGCCUACUGGUGCUUUUAGCUUCCGGGCUUUUGGAUAUAGAGUUGUGCUUCCUGAAUAUGCCCCUGGAUGGAUAUACUUUUGGCUGUUGAUGGCUGCAGGAUGUGGACUUUUUAUUAGUGAAGAGGCUUUGAAUAUAUGGGUUGGCAUCUCCUUGGCACGAUUACUUUCUAUGGACGGGACAUGGCAAUCUUUAGUUGAUUCAUUUUCAAGAAAUGCUCCAUACAUGAUUUCCACUGUUGUGUGGGUGUACUGGGGAGUUUGUAUCAGUGAUAUGAUACCAUUUUACCUUGGGAAGUUUUUCAAACAAUCUGGGGCAUCUAAUGAUAUUUGGUCAAAGUUAGGGGUUGGCAAAGAAAAAGCUAUGGACAUUACACGCACUGUGCAAAGAUAUGGAAAUCUUAUUGGUUUCGUGGAACGAUUUUCUCUUGGAGUAAGAAAUCCUACUGCUUUUCUUGCUGGGGCAAUGAACAUAUCACCAGAGUGUUUCUUUGCUGGUGUAUGCUGUGGAGGACUGGUCACUCUACCAUUACAGUUGGCAAUUGGAUUCUUGCUGAGAGAACGUCCAGUCUUUGCCCUUGCAACUGUUGCCACUGUAGUGGGAAUUUGGACCGUGUUUCCAUAUGCUGUGGCUGCCCUGACAGCAGCAUUCCUCUAUUUGCGACGCCGCUACUCCAGCUAACUCUGCUCAUUUUUGCUCAAUACACAAAUUCCUGGAUCACACGGUAUGCUUUCAAACCAUGCUUGUGGAAGGUGUUAUAAUAGAAUCUGGAAGAUUUUCUCAAUCACUUGUUCAGCUAUUCUCCAUGAGAUUGUUGUAGCUCGAAGUUUGUUAUAGGUAACUUAUUAGCUUAUAGAAGACUGUUCUUGUAGCAUGAUUCUUGUUGUACCAUAUUUGACAAUCAACAUUAUAAUAGAAGACAAUCAAUUUAAAUG
This is a messenger RNA of Sesamum indicum (sesame), 1495 nucleotides long. RefSeq lists its product as uncharacterized. The record is from RefSeq and is a predicted model, not a curated record. NCBI's taxonomy places the organism in Eukaryota, Viridiplantae, Streptophyta, Magnoliopsida, Lamiales, Pedaliaceae.